Molecule: messenger RNA, 945 nt
Organism: Nematocida parisii ERTm1
Lineage: Eukaryota; Fungi; Microsporidia
Exons: 1
Coding region: 1-927 (308 amino acids)
Source: RefSeq, a predicted model, not a curated record
AUGAACGUACCAAAAGAAAAGCUUGGUGUGCUUGAAACACUAAAGGUAUCUUCUCUUGCCUUUUCUGCUAUAUAUUGCACAAUCUAUGUAACUAAAGCCAACAAGCACUUGAAUGCCCAUGAGAACAUUCUUAUAGGAGGAAUAAGUGAACUAAUCAAAGCGCUGGUUUGCUUUACAUGCUCAUUUUAUAGGGAAGGCUAUGAGAGUGCUGAGUAUUUAAGGGGGUAUAUGCUCUCUGGUAUUUUGUCUUCGCUGCAGUCUCUCACAUGGAUGCAAGUAAGUCAGAUAUUCCCCAAUUUAAUUGUGCUGAUAUCUGCACAGACUAGAAUAUUCUUUGUAUUUCUAAUGGCAAUUGUAUUUCUUAAUAGAAGAUAUACUAAAAUACAAUACAGCUCACAGGGGCUUCUCCUGCUGGGGGUGUUCACGCCCCUUAUAUUUGGAGAGUCCGAAUCGUUUAAGUCAGAGUCUUCUUCUUUUAUAGACUAUCUAAUGCUUGUGAGUCUUCCCAUUUUCUCAGCGUGUACUGGGAUAAUUUUUGAGAUAUUUAUUGCGCCCAAAAUGAAGAGUAAGUGGAAGAGUGCUGUUAAUCACUCUGGAACUAGCGCGGCCAUUUCAUUCUUAAUUAUAUUCUGCAUUUUCUGUGCUGGUAAGCUUAACAUAAGCUAUGACCACAUUAAAGAAAUUAUGUUUGUAUCACUGGUUAAGUCUGGGGACAGCCUUGUUUUUGGGUACUUUGUUAUAAAGUAUACUACCCUGAUCAGAAUAUUAAUCACGCUGGCAAUCAGCCCACUGUCGUCUUUUAUUAUUUCUUAUCAGUUCUCAGAGGAUAUCACUGGGGUAAAAAUAGCAUCUGUUGCAGUUAUACUUCUAAGCAUUCUUAUGUUCCAUAUACCGUAUUAUAGAAACAGACAAAUCACGAAUAAAUAAAAAUUUUGUUAAUCCGGC